CGGUAACCUCAAAAGUUCAAAAAAUGUGAAGCACAUGCCAUGAUAAAGUGUGAAUUUUGUGUACUCUUUAGAACUCUAGUAUAAUUAUUUUAUGGUGAUCUCAGUACUAAGUCCCAAAAAUUUCUAAUUCAUCGAAAUCAAUGGUUAAAGUGACAUUAUUUAGUUACUUUUUCGGGCCCAACGGAGAAGGUGAUCGUGCGUACCCUCUGCGUUUAUUCACUCUAAUCUGAACUUCUAGCUCUUACAAUUUCUUCGGAACACAUUGAAAAUGGAAAGCAAUCCUGUUGCAAGCUGUUCUAAAACUACUGUCGAAGUUUCCAAGCAGGUGGCCUCAGUGGAUGAAGAAAUGAAAAGUAAAGUAGAAUUUCAUCCUAAAGUUGAAGCUUAUCGUAAGCUUGUAUGGAGGGGCAUUCAUUAUGGUCGAUAUUCAGAAGCUUUGUUUUGGGCAGAGCAGGCAAUGUUUUUGAGCAAUGAGGAUCAGUGCGAUGUUUACUUGUGUGCCAAAUGCAUGUUCCUGAAUGAAGACUAUCACCGCGCUUACCAUCUCAUAACUAGCCGAGGACUAGAGAAGAUCAACCAACUAUGUCUGUACAUUGCAGCAAAAUGUCUGUUUGAAGCUAAGGAUUUCUCCGGGGCUUUGGACAUUCUCAUUCGCAACGAAGAGGAGGUGAGCAUUCCAUCCUGCAGCCUGAUGGAGCCUCAGGAUCGGGGCCACGAGUUGAUUGAGAGCGAUGACGAUGAUGAUGACGACGAUGAGGAAGAUGAUGAGGAAGACAAUGAUGAUGAUGAUGAUGAAGAGGAAAAUGUUGAAGACGAAGAGAGGGCUGAUGCAGGCAUCGGGGAAGAGGAAGUCAACGGUGAAGAGUGUGAAUUUGAGGAUGAUGAUCCAUUUCAUUCACCCAUGGUGGAAUCAGACAUUCUCUUCCUGAAAGGGCAGAUUUACCAAGAGAUGAACUUCUUAGAGUACUCUUCGAAUAGCUUCAAACAGACACUGAUGAAAGACAUUUACCAUGCUGGAGCAUUCACCGCUCUAACAAAGCAUCAAAUGUUGACUGAAAAUGAAGAAAGUGAUCUCUUAGACUCUUUAGACUCUUUUAGUUCCAAUUCCAAUUCAGAAGAUGUCAAGUUUGUAAAGUCAUUGUACGCCAAUAUUUUGUACAAGUACAAGAAACCUCCAGAAAUAGACCCUGAUCUUGAAGAAAGUUGUGAUAUUCUGAUUGCCAAAGCUCAAAGACUUUAUUAUGAGUGUCGUUACCAACAAUGUUUUGACAUAGUGGAUCAAGUCCUGAAAAGAGAUAUUUACCACCCUAGUGCCUUACUCCUUCGAAUAGUCUGUCUAGUCGAACUGAACAAAACGAAUAAACUAUUUUACCUCGCGCAGAAACUGGUGAAAACGCAGCCGGAGGAGGCACUCUCUUGGUUUGCGGUCGGCUGCUACUACUACGCCACAGGUAAAAAUGACCCUGCACGGAAGUACUUCACGAAAGCAACAGCAUUGGACAAACUGUUUGGACCAGCCUGGCUUGCGUACGGUCACUCAUUUGCUGCCGACGGUGAGCAUGAUCAAGCUAUGGCAGCAUACUUCAAGGCACAUCAAAUAAUGAAGGGGUGCCACCUUCCUCUGCUGUAUCUAAGUUUAGAAUGCGCUUUCACAAGCAAUUUGAAACUAGCGGAAAAUUAUGUGAAACAGGCUGCAAAGAUCUCUAAGAAUGACCCGUUUGUUAUGCAUGAAAUGGGAGUCAUAGCAUUUUACAAUCAAGACUAUGUAGCUGCAGAAAACUUUUUUGAGCAAACCUUGAGCCGGGUGCGUGAAAUCAAUGAGUCCCUUAUCUCAGAGAAAUGGGGAUCAUUAUUAAAUAACUUAGGUCAUACAUGUCGUAAACUGAAAAAGUAUGAUAAAGCGCUGGAGUACCAUCAUCAGGCACUUUUGCUGUCGCCUCUGAAUGCAUCGAUCUUAACAUGUAUUGGUUUCGUGCAAGCUCUCAUGGGAGACAACAUGACCGCCCUUGAAACUUUGCAUAAAUCUCUGUCUUUAUGCAGGGACAAUGCGUUUACCAUUACGAUGAUAUCUUAUGUUGCCGACGCUCUUGUGCAAGUCAGUCCAGUCUCAGAUGGUGAAGAAUCUCAAGAUUCAUCGUAUCUAAUGGAAAUCUCCAAACCUGCGAAAGAAUUAUCUGAAGACUCAGAUAUGAGUUCUAAAAUGGUGAUUUCAACGGAAAGUGUCAGUAAAAACUUGUUCGGUGGGGCCUGAAUACUUUGACAAGACUUCAUAUGUCUUUCAUUAAAUUUUCAAAACACGCCAUUUUCAUCGGCAUUUAGCCCUAUAUUUGGUACUGGGCUUAAGCAGCGAGAAAAAAAUGCAGAAUACCUCUUUAGCUUUAGAAACUGCUACACUCGAGUAGAGUGGAAUGGAAUUCCAAAUCACAAACGGGAAAAUUUUUUCAUUUAAUUUUCCUGAGGACCCUAGUGAGGCUUUGUAAGCUAAAAAUGAUACAAACUUAUUUACUCAGAUCUGCACCAACUUUGGACUGAUCUUUUGAAUGAAAAUAACUUUUGUGUUUACAGUAUCCAAAUUUCUCUAUCCUUCCCAUAGAUCUAUGUUUUAGCUAUGUAUUAGUAAUAAAAUGGUCCAGUAAACGUAUGCCCCUUUGUGGCGGAAAGUUGUCAAGUUGUCUGUACCAGAUAAGGAGGGAACAUUUUUAAAGAUAACUGAAGAAUAACAUUUUUUAAAAAUUGUUAUCAUUAUUAUAAAAAGAAUAGGUGUCCUCUAGUACACGACCAAUUUCUUUUGAAUUAUUUUGAUUAAAUCUGGGCGAACUUGCUGUCUGUCAUAAAACUACCUCUUUUUUAACUUGUAAAUUCAUUUUCAAGUGAGCUAUUCGUUAAAUCGAUCGUGUUCAGUUCACCGAACAACAGUGACCAAAUUUCAAGUAAACUCCUGUAGGCAAAGUGCCUCAUCGAUACUAAACUCGGAAAAUUAAAAUUGCAGUCUAACCGUUUGGAAACCUCCACCUCUGUCUUACUUUCAUCACUGAAAACCAAACACAUUACUGCCGGAAAUGUUCAUGAAGCAUUCAUAACAUUAAGAAAAACAUCACCUGAGCUUUAAGGAACUACGCUGAUAGUUUUUCUGUCAAAUAAAAUAUUUAUGAUAGGAAAUUCGCUAUGUCCUAAAUUAAGACACAAUAGAGUUUCCAGAGGUUUACCAUCUUUGUUUUAUCUGACAUAUGAGUCAAACAAAAUCAGAACUAUCUAUUUCCUUCUAUUGUUUCCCUAUAGUUUAAAUUACAUUUAAAAAAGAAGUGCAUAAUAUUGUCAGACGUGUUAUUGUUGAGUACGGUUCUCUUUCUGUUUGUAAAUGCAUUCAUCCUCAAAAUGUCAUCCUUAUCUUGUCUCCGGCAAGCAAGAGUCUUAUAGAUGUUUCAAAGUAACUCGCUGUAGCAUUCAAAGAAAAUUUCAAAUCUUCAUGUUAAGGUGUACUCCUGUGAGAGGCUGUGAUUUCUUAUUAAAUAAUAAAAAAAUUUUCCAAGUCCUA
Messenger RNA from Bemisia tabaci, 3535 nucleotides. It is a transcript of the gene Cdc16, whose product is annotated as cell division cycle protein 16. Gene Ontology annotation, biological process: protein ubiquitination; anaphase-promoting complex-dependent catabolic process; positive regulation of mitotic metaphase/anaphase transition. NCBI's taxonomy places the organism in Eukaryota, Metazoa, Arthropoda, Insecta, Hemiptera, Aleyrodidae. The record is from RefSeq and is a predicted model, not a curated record. Gene Ontology annotation, cellular component: cytoplasm; anaphase-promoting complex. Gene Ontology annotation, molecular function: protein binding.